Messenger RNA from Enterobius vermicularis (human pinworm), 1323 nucleotides. Lineage: Eukaryota; Metazoa; Nematoda; Chromadorea; Rhabditida; Oxyuridae. The record is from the annotation of a GenBank genome assembly.
AUGAAGGAUACUGGGUUCAAGAUAAGUAGUCGUUUCAGAGGGGACAUUCUGUUGUAUCUUCACAUCCUGUUCCUGGCUUGCAUUUAUAGUCCAUUGUGCGGACUGAUAUGCCGGCUUCGUCAUAUAGAAAAAUUGGAAAGCAGGGAAGCUGAAGCAGAAAACAAGUUUGAUGACCACAAAAGAGCUCUUUUACGAAAGAAAAUUUUAUUUACUAGCCCUGGUGCAUACACUUUGUCUCCUUUUAAGACAAGUUUUAAGCUGCGAAAAACACCGCAAACUUUGUCUCGGUCUGGCAGUGAACUCAGUGAACGACAGAUAUGUCCCGAGCAACCGUCAUUUAGUGUCGGCGAUAAAAAGAAACCAGAGUUUACAUCCAGUUUUACUCGACCUAUACAGUACUAUAAAUUUCUAACGCCCGAUAUACAAGAAUCUAGUAGGUCAGAGAACGGAUUUUUAAGAAGAACGGAAUUUACUGGGCAGGAAAGCGAUCAAACAGAAGAAAAGAUUUUUGUGGAAAAAAGUGGUACAAUCAGUGAGGGUCCUCUAACUGAGAACGCUGAAAAAGCAAGGGAUGAUUCUUUGGGAACAUUUAAUAUGUCAAGAACGUCUGAGUUCAACAUUGAAAAAGAUGUUUCUAAUGAAAGCAGCAGCCUCAUAAGUAAAAUAAACGAAGAAAAAAGAACUGUUCCAGUUUUAUCAGUUGAGACCUCGCUGAAAGACAGCGAGAAAAUGCCUCGUCUAAAGUUAUCAGAAAUGGAACAGGAUUCGACUAAAUUGAGUAGUACAAGGCUACCUCCUGGUAAAACCGUAACCAAGCCAGCUAGGUUUUCGACAGAACCAGUGUUUAGGUGUUUAGACAGCGAAUAUAAUAGACGGCCACGAGGUUUUGAUGCUAUAAAAUCACUGCUAGAGGGAGACCUGGAAAAGUCCUUCUCCACAAGUACAAUGGCAGCUGAAAAAUAUAGAUCGCUUGACAUUGAGCCAAUGCAAAGAUUUGAUUGGGAAAUACCGGAUUGGCUUUUCCUGAAUGAGCGAAGAAAUUCGGCACCUGUUGUCAAUGAACCUCUAAGAAGAGAUAGCGAAUCUAAAAGCCCAAUCAGUAGAAAAAUUGAUUCCGCAAUUGAUCGAAUACAUAACAUUACGACCAAAAUGUCUGAAACAUUAAAUCGUUUCAAACUGAUCUCGACAGUUAUCUCCGAGAGUUCCGGAAAAAAUAAUAAAACAAAAACUGCAUUUUUGAGCGUUUGGGAUGGCGAAAAAGACUUGUUUACUAAAGAUGCCUCAACGCCGAUUAAAGGAGAGUACGAUGAAGUUCCGUUCUAA